CCUCCCUCGGACAGCCUGUCAGCAACAAGCCCGAUUCCACUUGAUUGCAGCGGUGCUUUCCAUCGCUCACAUUUGCUCAUAAUAUCGACAGAAAAGGGACUUUUCCCCCCCAUUGACGUUGUCCCGCAGCACUAAACUGGACGAAGGAGGAAGAUGUCGUCCGCUUACAAAGACGGCGAGGAGGACUGGCUGACCGUGUGUCUCAAGUACCUGCUGUUUGUCUUCAACUCGCUCUUUUGGGUGGGUGGUGCCGCCGUCCUGGGCGUGGGCGUGUGGACGCUGGUGGAGAAGAGCGAGUUCUUGAGCCUGCUGGCGUCCAGCACGUUCGCCGUCGCCGCCUACAUCCUCAUCCUGGCCGGCGGCCUGGUGGUCGUCACGGGCUUCCUGGGCUGCUGCGCCGUCAUCCGCGAGCAGAGGAGCUGUCUCUCCGCUUAUUUCUUCUGCCUGCUGUUGAUCUUCCUCAUUGAACUGGUGGCUGGAGUUCUGGCUUAUGUCUAUUACCAGAGGCUGAGCGAGGAGUUGAAGCAGCAUCUCAAACAGACCAUGACGGACAACUACGCCCAGCCGGGGAAGGAGGCCAUCACCUUAGCGGUGGACAAACUGCAACAGGAUUUCAAGUGCUGCGGCAGCGACAGCUACCAAGACUGGACGAGCAGCGCGUACAUCGCGUCCAAGCGCGCCGACGGCCGGCUGGUGCCCGACAGCUGCUGUAAGUCGGUCACGCCCGACUGCGGCGUCCGGGACCACCCGUCCAACAUCUACAAGGUGGAGGGGGGCUGCAUCACCAAGCUGGAGCAGUUCCUGGCGGACCACCUGCUGGUCAUCGGGGCCGUGGGCAUCGGAGUGGCCUGUCUGCAGAUCUGUGGGAUGGUGCUCACCUGCUGCUUGUACAGGAGGAUCAAGAUGGAGCCUUACUGACGCGCUCCACGUCACCUGCGCUCCACAUUCUGGCUUUUUUUCUUUUUCCUUUAUGUGUUUGGUGAACAAUGGAGGCCUCCGGGAGCAUGUCUUGCCUUUAAGCUUCAUUAUGAGACAAACUGAAGGGGCUAUACUCACUUCACGCUUCAAUGGCGGUAAAAUGUUGUCUGCCAGCGUUGGUGCUCGUCAAUUAUGAAUGUGUCUGAAAUAUACAAAAAUGGCGCAGACACCGUACACAUUGCAUAACGUGCCUGGUAACAUAACCGAAAGGUGAGCUUUGAGUGUAAUGGCGCAUGUAUAUAUGGGAAGAAAGCAGAAUAGCCUUCGUACCUUGAAUUCCUCGUAUUUUCCUGCGACUGGCCACAAUAUUAGGCGCGCUGCCGUAUAAAAAAGGAGCCAAAAUAUGAGCAACAUCUCUUUUUAUUAUGCAGGAGAAAAUACAACCGCAUUCAUCCAUCUGACAUUGUCAAUCAAAACUGAUUAUUAUUGAAUCCUCUUUGAUGUACUGUAUAUGUUUUGCAUGUUCGUGCAGGUUUACCUCAUGAAGUGUCCAGUGAGUUUUUUUAUUUUAUAAUUAUAUAUAUAUUUUUAAGGGUAACUUCCACUCCUUUUUAAAAAUGAACCAUGACUGGUGCUAAUGAAAGGCAUUCACAUGCGCCAAAUAUUCUCUGUACCAUUCCACCAAAUUAAAAACAAAACGGAAAUCCA
Molecule: messenger RNA, 1626 nt
Organism: Phycodurus eques (leafy seadragon)
Lineage: Eukaryota; Metazoa; Chordata; Actinopteri; Syngnathiformes; Syngnathidae
Gene: tspan11
Product: tetraspanin 11
Cellular component (GO): membrane
Source: RefSeq, a predicted model, not a curated record